CACCAUUUUAUUUCAUCUGAUCUUAAGGCUAUCAAAUACACAAGAUAGCAAUUGACUAAUCUACUAACCUAAAACAACAAGAAUAUGAUAGACAUUAUUUCCAGUAAAUGCCCUAACCAAACACAAUUCAUUUAGUCAACCAAUACAUUCAUAUAAGCAUUCACUACCAUUUCCAUAUUAUAUUUAAUAGUCUUUUAGGGUAAAAUUCUUGCAAAUCGAAAGAUUCUUCUCAAUCGUGGAAAUAGUAUGUUCAACAACUCUUUUUUGAAUAUUAAAUGGUAUGAUAUAGAUGGUAACCGAAAGUGUAAACAAUUUGAUGUAAAAAAAAUAGAUAUUUUAUUAGAGGCAAGAAAUUAUUUUUUAUGGCAAAAAAGAGAUCAAUAUAAUAUAUAAAAUCCAGUUCAAUUUAUGA
Paramecium octaurelia is the source of this 412-nucleotide messenger RNA. NCBI's taxonomy places the organism in Eukaryota, Ciliophora, Oligohymenophorea, Peniculida, Parameciidae. The record is from the annotation of a GenBank genome assembly.